Molecule: messenger RNA, 1787 nt
Organism: Gordionus sp. m RMFG-2023
Lineage: Eukaryota; Metazoa; Nematomorpha; Gordioida; Chordodea; Parachordodidae
Product: coiled-coil domain-containing protein 6-like
Exons: 9
Coding region: 83-1768 (561 amino acids)
Source: RefSeq, a predicted model, not a curated record
AUUGUUUGGAAUAAAUAACAUAUGAUUAUCUCACUUCAAAAGUUUCCCAUUUGAAUUUUUAUUUCACAAAAAACAUUUACCGAUGGCCGAUAGCGCAAGUGAACUAGAAAGUGAUUGUAGUUCUAUUGAUGGAACAUCAAAUUUGAAAACGCAAAUACCUACAAGUAAAGAGCAGAUGCAUAUAAGAAUUGAAUCUCUCCAACAAGAGUGCAAAGUUCUCAAAGUUGAAUUAGAAACAUACAAACUUAGGUGUAAAAAUCUGCUGGAAGAAAAUAAAAAUUUACGAAAGGCAAGCGUUUCAAUUCAAGCUAAAGCUGAGCAGGAAGAGGAAUUCAUUAGCAACAUGCUGCUCAAGAAGAUUCAAGUCCUAAAGAAAGAAAAGGAGGCUCUAGCCAUGAAUUAUGAACAGGAAGAAGAGUUUUUAACGAAUGAUCUGAGCCGAAAAUUGUGCCAGCUGAAACAAGAGAAAGUUCAAUUGGAAAAAACAUUGGAACAGGAACAAGAGUUACAGGUCAACAAAUUGUUGAGGAAAAUUAGGAAAUUGGAAGCUGAAACUUCUAACAAGCAGGCCAAUUUGGAACAACUACGCCGUGAGAAAAUCGAGUUGGAAAACACUUUGGAACAAGAACAGGAAGCGUUGGUCAAUAAACUAUGGAAAAGGAUGGAAAAAUUGGAAGCCGAGAAAAGACUCUUGCAAGAGAAGCUGGAUCAACCCGUGAGUGAACCCCCUUCUCCUCAACCGCCCCCUUCCGGAAGUUCUUCGUACAACGCUGGCGCGACCAGUUUGAAAGUAGGCGGAAACCAUAGCAAUACUACUGGAAAGUCGGAGGCGGCUUUACUGACGCGUCACGUACAGCACCUCAAAAACGAGGUGGCCAAACUCAAGAGACAACUCAACGCUACCAAGGAUACACAUUACGAAAAAAUGGAUCAAAUAAGUCGAGAGGAGCAAAAUAUAAAAAAUGAAAGCCAGUGCAUGAGGAAAAAAUAUUUGGAAGAGGUGGCUCUAACUCGAACCCUGUCGGAAAGUGAAUCGAGUAUCGAUAUGGAGGAAGAUUCCAAGUUUAUGGACCAUUCCCCUCGGAUCAAAGGUGGUAGCGGCCAAUUUCAUCCUUUCCACCCUACCCAAUUUCACAAUACCCUGAGUAACUCGAACACGUUCAAUAACUACCCAUCUACCCCUAGAGCCAGAAAUAUCGCGAGCCCUUCUUUCAACCUACUUAAUUCUAACAUGAACACUACAUCGUUCGGCGCAAAUCCGAACAAUAGUAAUAGUGGCAAUAAUAAUAACAGCACCGGCGGCGGGUUGAACACCAGUUUUUUAUCUAACCGAUCAGUUUCGCCUAUGAACAUAAUAACCUGUCAAAACGCCCACUUUCUGAACAAAUCCCACCAGCAUUUGUGUCCUAACUGUGGCUAUUCAUUCCCUUGCCCUCCGCUCGUACCUCAAUCCAAUUUCAUGUCCAUGGAUGCGAUUUCCUCCACGACGAACGCUAAUCUGAACUGCCCAAAAACGAAGCAACGUAGCCCAUCAGCCGAGCUUUUCGCUAAACCGCCUGCUCCUCCUUCACAUUCCUCAGCCUUGGUUACGCCACCCAUGACUCAUUCUAAUUCCUACCCCAUAUCCACUAACCAAGAAGCAUCGAUUUGCCCCUCUACCUUGACGAAACAUGGUGGAAUCGCGUCAAAACCUCGACAAGACGACAGCGCGAAAACCCCGCCUUCGAAUUCAUUCAGGACGGAAAAGGAAGGGGAUUCUUUUACAUGAUAGAUAAAAAUAUGGAAAA